AUGGGCAUGGACAUGACUCCACGACUCCUGUUUGCCAGCCCCGUUAAAAACAAAUGCAGUGAACAACAGUGCAACAUUUCACUGGAAGUGCAGAUUACACCAAGUUAUGGUGAGAUUAGCAUCGGAGAGUCCAAGUUCUUCAUGUGUGAAGUCGUAGGUGUCGCCAAGCACAUAGACUGGUUCGGGCCGAGCGGCGACAGGAUAGAACAGAGCGGAGCCGACAUCACCGUCACCCGCAACGAUGAGUCAUCAUCCACGCUCACGCUGUACAAAGCCCGGACCGAGAACGCCGGCACAUACAAAUGUGUCGCCACCAACGGAGACCAGCAAGCCGAGUCGACCGUUAAAGUGAAAAUCUUUCAGAAAAUCACCUUCACAAAUGUACCUUCACCGCAAGAGUUCACCGAAGGAGACAACGCCAACAUCGUGUGUGACGUGGUCAGUUCACCUCCUCCCACUGUCAUCUGGAAAUAUAAACGAGCAAAGAUACAGCUGGACAAAGACGUUCGCUUUAAGAUCCUGAGCAACAACCACCUUCAGAUCCGUGGAAUAAAGAAGACGGACGAGGGCUCGUACACCUGCGAGGGUCGCCUCAUGCCCCGCGGCGAGAUCGACCUGCGGAUCAUCAAGGUUGUCGUGAAUGUGCUCCCCACCAUCAGGGUGUGGCAGUCGGAGGUAAAUGCCACAGCGGACGUUGGGCAGCCGGCCAUGCUGACUUGUGCAGUCGAUGGUUAUCCCGAACCCAUGGUGACGUGGACGAGGAGUCUGGCGGUUCUGGAGGCCGGAGAGAAGUACAGCUUUAAUGAAGACGGCUCUGAAAUGACAAUCAUGGACGUGACCAAGCUGGAUGAAGGAGACUACACCUGCAUCGCUAAGAACAAAGCUGGAGAGAGCGAGCAGGAGCUCAGUCUGAGAGUGUUUGUCAAACCCAGGAUCACAUACAUGGUGAACCUGAGCAUCUCAGAGACGGACGAGCAGGUGACUCUGACAUGCGAGGCUUCAGGUGAUCCCACGCCCACCAUCAACUGGAGUAACGGCGACGACGUCUACACUGAAGAAGAGCAGGCACCUCUAAACAGGAUCUAUCAGGCGUCGUGGACUCGGCCCGAGCAGCACAAGAGUCUGGACGGGAACGUGGUGGUGAGGAGCGACGCUCGCGUCUCCUCCCUCACUCUGAAGUCAGUGAAGUACACGGACGCCGGUCAGUAUCUGUGCACAGCACGCAGCGCCAUCGGAGAGGACAGUCAGUCUGCGUAUCUGGAGGUCCGAUAUGCUCCAAAGAUCCAAGGUGAAGUCGCCGUUUACACCUGGGAGGGAAAUGCGGUGAACAUCAGCUGUGAGGUCAGAGCUCAUCCCAAUAAUGUGUCCAUCGUCUGGCUGAGAGACGGACUGCAGCUGCCCAACUCCAACACCAGCAACAUAAAGGUCUACAGGACGCCAGCAAGCAGCUUCCUGCAGAUCAGCCCUCAGUCUGAGGACGACUUUGGGAGUUACAACUGCACGGCGUCCAACGAGCUGGGAACCAGGUCCAAGGAGUUCCUUCUCAUCCAGGCCGAGGUGCCGUCCGCUCCCUUCAUCAGCGAGGUCAGACCUUUCUCCACCUCGGCUCAGAUCCAUUUCGAGGCGCCCGAGUCCACAGGAGGCGUCCCCGUCCUCAGGUACAGAGCGGAGUGGAGGACGCAGGGACACGGAACCUGGCUGCACCAAGUCUACAGCGUCCCAGACGGUUCCCUGGGUGAGUUGACGAUCACAGGCCUGAAACCAGAGAGCAGUUAUGAGAUGACGCUGUCGGCCAUUAAUGGUAAAGGUGAAGGUGAAAACAGCCCAGCAGAAUUCUUCAAGACUGAACCUGUCCGAAAUCCUAAUCCUCCUAAACUUGACCAGGCUGUUCAACCUAAAGGGAACUCUCUGAAAGUCACUUGGGUCAAGCAGGAUGACGGCGGCUCGCCCAUUUUAUAUUAUCUGGUCCGAUAUAAACCUAUUCAAGCGUCAGACUGGAAACCAGAGCUCCAUCUCCCCAGCGACAGCAACUAUGUGGUCCUCACAGGACUGGAGUGGGACACGGAGUACAGUGUCUUUGUGAUGGCAGUGAACCAGAAGGGAAAGUCUCCACCGGCGACUAUGUCCUUCAGAACAUCCACAGAACCAGCCGUCGUCCCAGAUCUGGGGGAGGAGACUGCUCUCUCCAUGAGCGUCGUGCUGUGGGCCGGGAUCCUCGUGGUGGUGUUUAUGCUCCUCCUGCUGGCUGUGGACGUCACCUGCUACUUUGUCAACAAGUGUGGCCUCAUCAUGUGUCUGUGUGGCAAAACCGGCACCGGAACCAAAGGUCACGACCUGGAGGAGGGCAAGGCGGCGUUUGUGAAAGACGAGUCCAAAGAGCCGAUCGUUGAGGUCAGAACAGAGGACGAGUGCACAGCCAAUCACAACGCAGCCGGACCCACAGAACCCAACGAAACCACGCCUCUCACCGAGCCUGAGCUGGCGGCUUACACCGCUGCUCUGGCUCUGGAUACGCUCUCCUCUGUAGCCACCAACUCUGACACGGCCACCGCCACCAUUGACCCAGCUCAGGACAGCCCCUCUAGCGAGACCACUACCCUCACUUGUAGCCUCUCCACCCCGGCCAACGACCCCUCGCCCAGCCCUGUCCAGGCCCCGGCCCCCACCCCGGAGUCCAACGUGAUCCUGCCGGCCCCCGUCCCCCUGUCCUCGUCUGCAGUCGAGGCUAAAAUGGCUCCGUUAGUCGAGCAGAGAGGGAGAAACACUCCGGAAGAAGAAGAGGAGAGAAUACCAGCUCCUCCUCCUCCUCUGUCUUCUUCUUCUGCUUCAUCCACACCUGAACAACCGAGACCUCAAAAAUCAGGGACACCCAUACCGCCAAAGCGUAGACACUCACCAAAACUUAUGGCGCUAAACGCUAAAAACAGUCCUCCCGUGUCCCCUCUCGCCGCGUCGUCCCCACACACUUUAGACGCCAGGAAAUCCGAGGUCAGUAAAACUCACACUGAGACGCCAGCACUAACUGCCUCCACCACGGAAAACACUGCCCGUCCAAAAUCAGACACCGACUCACACACAACCGCCCCAGACGCCAGUGGGCGGAGCCUUACUCACUCACCCGCCACUGACCAAACUCUAAAUCACAUUCUCGCUGCCAAAGAAGCCGUCGCAGUGAACGCCGAAGAAUCUGCUCCUCUGGUAGCAGAAGUCGCUCCCCCCGACCCCGUUAGUCUACAGAACCACCUCGGCACGGCGGCGCAAUCCGACAUGUACGACCUCCUGACCCCCGAUGCCGCGCCCAGAAGUGCCGAGUUCGACUUAGAGCUGAUGAACGCGGGCGAGCGAGCGCCCCCGAUACCAGCAGACCUGAUUAGCUUAGAGAGCCCGCCCUCUGCCCCCUCUCUGCCCAACGGAGACGGAGCAGACCCAGUUCUGGACGCAACCAAGACCAAGACCACUCCUCCUCCUCCUCCUGUCAACGAUGAGAAAAUAUUUCCCGACGAGAAAGUGAAAAUGGAGGAGGCGAAGCUAUCGAACACGCUGUCGGCGAUCGCGGCGGAACACAACAGUGUCGUACAGACAGGAAACGCUGGGAGCAAAGCAUGAUGGGAAGAGGGGAGGACGAGAAAAUUCCAAAACACUCAGUUUUUUUCCCGACAAAGAGGAGUUUUUAUUUCCCGACAUUUUCAAAACAAACACGUGCACGAGAUUUAUCUUUAGGUCGUCAAAGAUUUCUUUUAUUUUUUUAUUUAAACCCGUCAGGACGUUUUAAGAGAAAAACCCUGGUAAAUAUUUACAGAAUCCAACUUUUUAUUGUGUUUACAGUCGAGAAUGUGACAGCGAUACAUUCUAUCAGAUGAUUUAAAAAAACAUGAAAAAAAAGACUAUAUAUAGAAGAUAUUUUUCUUAGGUUAAUGUUCUUCUUCUGCUCCGGUGUAAAACUGUUUGCAUUUUUUGUUUGUUUGUCUGUUGCAUGUGUGAGCUGCAAAGUGGUCGUAAAGUUUUGUUUACAAGGUUUUUUAUUUUUUCCCGUUCUUCUUGUUGUCGUUUCACUGCGUCUCACAGAUAAACUGAUUUAACGUUCAGUUUUAAUCAAUAAUUGGAUGUGAAUCCUUUUUUUUAAUAUAUGAUGAAGCCACAGCUGCUGCAGGAGAGUCUGCAGCAAAUUAUGAAUUAAGAAUAAUAAUAAUACUCGACUGUGAACACGAUCACUUUAUUCAAAAUGUAUUUAAUGUGCAAAACUCUUGCGCCACCUUUAGAUUUGUUUGUAAACAACGCUGGAAUCAUUAUUUUUGAACUAUAGGAAUUAUUUCUCUGUCUAUCACGUGUCUUUUUUGCGUUUUUUUUUUAUUUGAAACGAGGUCAAAGUUCUCGCUGAGACACUUUAAAAAUUAUGUUUAAGUUUAUGUACAUAGGACAUAUUUUCCUGGUGGGAAAAACAGAGUCAAAAAUUUUAUUCAAUCAAAAAGUUCUCAUCGAUUAAAAAAAAAAUUCUCAUUAAUUCAAAAAAAGAGCUGAAAAAAGUUUCAUGGAUAUAUCAUAUAUUAAUGGAAUGAAAUGGAGCGGGAAAAAAUGUUGACGAAAAAAUUUAAAGAAAAAUCAAGAACAUUUUAUCUCAUUAAUGAAGAAUAACUGAAUAAAGGGGAUUUUUCUUUUUAAAAACAGCCCAAUAUUUCCAAACAAAACACACUAAUAUUAACAGAAAUCCGAUUCCAUAGUUUCCACAUUAGACUUAAAGUUAUUUUUAAAUGUUGUUUAAUUGAAUUAAUAUUAUUCUCAUUUAUUAACAUAUUUAAAACAAAGUUAACUGUGGCUGAAGUGUUUUUUUACACAACACUGUAAGAAACGAAACCGUAAAAAACAAACAAAAACAAAGCCGAGCUGCUGAGGUAAUAAUAAUCCACGUAUUUGUUUGCGAAGUUUUAACGUCUACGUUAAAAAAAAACGGAUGAAAAGUUCUGGCUUCGUUUGUCGACUUGUGCUUUUUUUUUUAAGCAAAAUAUCAAAUAAAUUAAUAAAUGAUAAUAAUGAGUAAAAAGCUCUUUUGUACCAUUGAACAGGUUGUUUUUCAUUCCUGCCUGCGAGCUCGUGCCUGUGUGUCCGUCAGUGAAAGCGUCUCGUCAACAGUUUAUAAUAAUAUAAAUUAUAAAUAAUAAUAAUCUGUACAGAACGUCGUCGUGACAGUUAGACUCUUUAUUUCUCUCUUUUUUUUGUUAUUAUUUAAUAAAGUGUGUUAUUAGAAGAAGCGUUGGAUAAAUGUGGUUGUUAUAAAUAAAACACGUGUGACGUUUGAAAACUGUCUCUGAAAUCACACGCGGUGAUGAUGAUGGAGGAGGCGGGGCAUGAUGAUGAAGGAGGAGGCGGGGCAUGAAGUCCGCUGCUUUACCGACAAAUGAAAUAAAAAGCAAAUACAAAUGUG
Molecule: messenger RNA, 5419 nt
Organism: Solea solea (common sole)
Lineage: Eukaryota; Metazoa; Chordata; Actinopteri; Pleuronectiformes; Soleidae
Gene: ncam1b
Product: neural cell adhesion molecule 1b
Exons: 21
Coding region: 1-3606 (1201 amino acids)
Biological process (GO): cell adhesion
Cellular component (GO): membrane; neuron projection
Molecular function (GO): protein binding
Source: RefSeq, a predicted model, not a curated record